Molecule: messenger RNA, 2031 nt
Organism: Daphnia pulex (common water flea)
Lineage: Eukaryota; Metazoa; Arthropoda; Branchiopoda; Diplostraca; Daphniidae
Product: medium-chain acyl-CoA ligase ACSF2, mitochondrial-like
Exons: 12
Coding region: 32-1873 (613 amino acids)
Biological process (GO): fatty acid metabolic process
Molecular function (GO): medium-chain fatty acid-CoA ligase activity
Source: RefSeq, a predicted model, not a curated record
CUAGUCGCAGUCAACGCAGUCUGGCUGAAACAUGGUGUUCACGUGUUGUCUACGAAAUAGCCUUGGAUUUCUCUCGUUCAGGAAUGUAGAAUACUCGAUAACAUUACGAAUCCAGAGCAGAUCCAUCUCAACAGUUGAAAGGACAUCUGGACCUCAGCAACAGGGAAAACUGAAAACUAGUUAUUUGAGUGGGCCCCGCGAUAUCCCACUGAUAAAGCUAACCUUGGGACAGCUACUACAACAAGCUGCGGACAGAUUUGGAGACCGGACAGCAGCCGUUUUUAUCCAUCAAGAUAUCAGAAAAACUUUUCAUCAAGUGUUGGUUGAUGCGGAUAAAGCUGCUGCUGGGUUACGCUCAUUGGGUUUGAAGCGCGGCGAUAGGAUCGGCAUUUGGGGUCCUAAUUCUUACGAAUGGAUUUUGACACAAUGGGCGGCGGCAAGAAUAGGAUCAAUACUUGUAAAUAUUAAUCCGGCAUAUCAAACUGAAGAACUGCGCUAUGCAUUAGAAAAAGUUGGUGUUAAGGCUUUGGUCGUGGCUAAACAUUUCCGUAACACAAAUCUCAUGGACAUUUUAAGCCAACUGGUACCUCAAUUGGACCAUAAUCGAAACACAAAUCAACUUGAGGACACUAAAAAACUUAUAGUUUCUAGCUCUCUGAUACCAACGCUAGAACGAGUGAUUGUUAUGUCCGAUGAACAUCAAAACAAUGGAGCUCUACGUUGGCAGGAUUUGAUGGAAUUGGCCACUUCAGACUUAGUUGCUGAAAUUCAUAAUCUCCAACGAGAGAUCGAGAUUGAUGAACCGGCUAAUAUUCAGUUCACUUCGGGAACGACAGGAAACCCAAAAGGUGCAACACUUUCCCACAAAAAUAUUGUCAAUAACGCGUAUCUUGUCGGACUGCGACUGAACUACGACAAAAUGGCACAUAAAAUUUGUGUUCCGGUACCACUGUACCAUUGCGCAGGAUGUGUUGUUGGGGUAUUGACAGCGGCUUCACAUGGAGCUACGUGCAUUUUCCCGAGUCCCGUCUUCAGUGCACGAGAAGCCGUCAAAGCUGUUCAUCACGAAAGAUGUACAGCUUUGUACGGGACUCCGACCAUGUACGUUGACAUUCUUAACCUGCCUGAUCUUAAGCAAUACGACCUGAAAAGCCUAUCGACAGGUAUUAUGGCUGGGGCACCAUGUCCAGAAGAAAUAGCCAAAGGAACCGUUAACGACUUGAACAUGAAAGAUUUUGCGAUUUUAUACGGAAUGACCGAAUGCAGCCCAACUACAUUUAUGACACUACCCAGCGAUAGCUUUGAUUUGCGCUGUUCUACAGUCGGUUAUCCCUGCGAGCACGUCGAGGUUAAAAUCGUUGACCCACAAACAAACGCAAUUGUCCCUGUCAACACCCCAGGAGAAAUCUGCACAAGAGGCUACAAUACUAUGUUAGGCUAUUGGAAUCAACCGGAUAAAACGAGAGAAAUCAUCAGCGAGGAUGGGUGGAUUCGAUCCGGUGAUUUAGGUGUCUUAAACGAAGAUGGGUACGGCAAAAUUGUUGGGAGGAUUAAAGAUAUGAUUAUCCGAGGGGGAGAAAACGUAUAUCCCCGUGAAAUAGAAGAGAUUUUGCAUGCACAUCCUUCCGUGCAAGAGGCGCAAGUGGUUGGGGUUCCCGAUGAAAGACUAGGUGAAGAAAUUUGUGCCUGGAUUCGCUGCAAGCCUCAAACUAAUUUGGAUUCUCUUGAAUUGAAGAGAUUCUGUUUAGAAAAGAUGGCCUAUUUUAAAGUUCCCAAAUAUUGGAUGUUUAAGGACAAAUUUCCUCUAACUGUGACAGGGAAAGUAAAGAAAUUUGAGAUAAGAAACAUAUCCAUCCAAGAAUUGGGGCUUUAGUAACAUUCCUUCUGAAGAACAGAAAUUACAAAGAUAAAUGAAAAAUUUAUAUGAUUAUUACCACAGUGGGAACCAAUUUCUGACAAAUCUCUAUAUAGUCUCAUCUUUAAUUUUCAACCUCUACUAAUUGAACUAUGCAAAUACAUGAAAGAUAAGUC